Molecule: messenger RNA, 2131 nt
Organism: Dermacentor albipictus
Lineage: Eukaryota; Metazoa; Arthropoda; Arachnida; Ixodida; Ixodidae
Product: NADPH-dependent diflavin oxidoreductase 1-like
Cellular component (GO): cytosol
Molecular function (GO): flavin adenine dinucleotide binding; NADPH-hemoprotein reductase activity; FMN binding
Source: RefSeq, a predicted model, not a curated record
CAUAGGUUUUCACGCCAACCAAGGCAUUGGUUGUGGCAACCAAGGCUGUGGGUUAAACGUGGGUUGAAGCUAUCGCCAGAUGGCCAGACCACCAAAACACGGCAGAAAUGGUGACGUUGUAGGGAUAAAUAGCGCGCCUGUGGCAUUAUUGCGAGAAAACAAAUGUGUGUUUUAACCAGAAACGCUAGGGCAUAGAAGCACGUUCGUGUUGAUCCACGCAAACAUUUGUGCACCCAAACCAUAUAAAACUCUACGCGCGAAAAAAAACCUACUGCCGUAGAGACAUGCUAGACCGGCGAUUCGUGGUCUUGUACGGGAGCCAGACGGGCACCGCUCAAGACGUCGCUGAAAGAAUCGGUAGACAAGCGAGACGGUACAUGUUCGACGUAACUGUCCUGCCCAUGGACGAUUAUCCUCUAAUAGAGCUAAUCAAGGAAAAAAUAGUUUUAUUCGUCUGCGCUACCACAGGACAAGGCGAGGAACCCGAUAAUAUGAAGCAUUUUUGGUCGUUCCUACUGCGAAAAAGCCUGCCUCCGAAUUCACUGAACACAAUUUGUCAUUCUGUGGUUGGCCUGGGAGAUUCCUCUUACUUGAAGUUCAAUUUCGCUGCAAAACGCCUGCAUAGACGCCUGGUUCAGCUAGGCGCUCAGUGCCUGCUCAACCCCUUGUAUGCUGAUGAGCAGCAUGAAUUGGGAACAGAUGGAAUGCUCGAUCCCUGGCUGGAGGAAUUCUGGAAAAUUGUAAUAAGCUUGCAUCCCCUUCCUCCCGGGUGCUUGCCUGUCAGUGAAGAGAUCUUACCAGCACCAAAGUACAGAAUUGCAUGUGGCACGACUUCUGUAGAACACAGAAGCAUCAGCUGCCAGCCUGGCAUUGUCCGUGAAAAGCUAUUUGAUGCCACUGUGGUCUCCAAUCAGCGAGUCACCAGUGCCGAGCACUUUCAGGACGUGCGACUAAUUAAACUUGACAUUCAAGCUUCUCGGAUUACAUUCGAGCCUGGUGAUGUGGUGGUAGUCUACCCCGAGAACUGUGAAGAGGACACCAAUGAGUUUUUCAGACUAUUCAGUAGCUGCAAAGCUGACAUGUAUUUGACACUUGCACCUACUGAAAAGGGCACAUUAUUGCCACAUUUUUUCUCAAGGCAAGUCUCAUUUGGAGAAUGCGUUCGGAAGUACUUUGACCUUACAAGCAUCCCAAAAAGGUCUUUCUUUGAGCUCUUUUGGCACUUUGGCGAUGACACCCUCGAGAAGGAUCGCCUUCGGGAGUUCAGCACCGCCACUGGCCAAGAGGAGCUUGUGGACUAUGCCAUUCGGCCACGGCGAACUGUGCUGGAGGUGUUUGCCGACUUCCCUCACACCACAGCAAAUGUACCAUUGGCAUACCUGUUUGAUUUGAUUCCACCCAUCCGCCCACGCUCAUUUUCCAUUGCCAACUCAUUGCUUUGCCACCCAGGGCAGAUCCACAUUCUAGCAGCGAUCGUCAACUUCCGCACCAAGCUGAAGAAGCCACGUAGGGGUCUUUGCACCACCUUCCUGGCCAGCCUUGAUCCCUGCAUUCGACCAACUCUAAAAAUUGCAACGAAGAAGGGCAGCCUUCGGAUGCCUCCUGAUGGGGCACCUGCCAUCAUGGUGGGACCAGGCACAGGUUGCGCGCCAUUUCAUGGAAUGAUCCAGGACCGUACCCAUCGAGGCAUUGGUCAAAACCUUCUCUUUUUUGGCUCUCGUAAUGCAAGAGGGGACUUCUUUUUUGAGAGUGAAUGGACCCAACUCGUGGAGGAAGGGCUGCUUGACUUGGUGACGGCUUUUUCUCGUGACCAGGAACACAAAAUUUACGUCCAGCAUCGUAUUGCCGAGCUUAAGGACAAGGUUAGAAAGCUGCUGCACAGUGGUGGAGUUGUGUACAUCGCCGGCAAUGCAAAGAACAUGGUGCACAGUGUGCGUGAUGCUUUCAAGGCUGUGGUCAAGUCUGACUCUUCCAGUGACAGAAAUGCUGAGGAACUACUGAAAGACCUUGAAAAAUCAAGCCGACUCCAGAUAGAAGCCUGGUCUUAGCAUACUUUCAAUUCACAGUGGCAUGAUUGUUGUAACAGGAGUGCUGAGUCAAACAUCUGGAAAUGUGUUUUCUUCGUGUCAAA